This is a messenger RNA of Caretta caretta (loggerhead turtle), 3175 nucleotides long. It is a transcript of the gene ANO10, whose product is annotated as anoctamin 10. Gene Ontology annotation, cellular component: plasma membrane. Lineage: Eukaryota; Metazoa; Chordata; Testudines; Cheloniidae. The record is from RefSeq and is a predicted model, not a curated record. Gene Ontology annotation, molecular function: chloride channel activity. Gene Ontology annotation, biological process: chloride transmembrane transport.
GUCUGCGCCGCCGGGAGAGGAGGAGCCUCCCUCGCCCAUCCCUGAGUGGCCCGGGGUCCGCUCACGGCUGGCACCCCAGAGAAGCCGGGCACUGGGGAGGGCCUAAGGCGUCAGGGGUGCAGGAGUACUGGGGCGUUGGUAGCGGGCAAGACUGCGCGUACGCUUACUCUUCUCUAGGACCCUGCCGAGUUGCUCCAACUUUGCCCUCUCCUCCUCCACCCCUCUCCGAGCUGUGGUCGGGGUGGGGCUGGACUGCCCGGAUUGCGUUUUGCAGAUUUGCAAAGGAAGUAGAUCACCCGUUGCUACCUACAUUUAAUAACCAUCAAAUUGUCUUCCUUUCGAACAUUUCGCAAAUUGUCAAAGGAUGAAAGAAAGCUGGUCUGCAUUCGACACGUUUGAGCCUCAUUUCAGGCCUCUGGUAGUUAUUGAGCUUGCAAAAAACACCAAAGAGGAAACCAAAGAAUGGCUCACUCAAAGAAUUGUGGACAAAAAGAAAAAUGGAGGUGCCCAGCUGUUGGUUAAACCUUUGGUAAAAGAAGAUGGAGGAAAAAUAGAUGGAAAUCAAAAUUUAUAUCUUGUUGGAGCCUCUCACUUAAGGCUGUUGCUGGGAGCUGAAACUGUGGGAUUGGUAAAACAAUGUAAUGAUAACUCAAUGAGAACCUUUACAUACAGCAGUAGAAACACCUUCAAAGAUUUUGCAGAGGACAAUCACGAUUUCCUUACAAUGGCAGAGUGUCAGUACAUCAUCAAGCACGAACUUGAAAAUUUGAGAGCCAAAGAUGAAAGAAUGAUUCCUGGGUACCCUCAGGCAAAGCUGUAUCCAGGAAAAUCAAUUUUGAGAAGAUUGUUGACCAGUGGUAUCCUACUUCAGAUUUUCCCACUUCAUGAUACAGAAGAAUUGAAGAAACUCCGGUACACCUGGUAUGGCCAGGUCAAAAUUAGUUAUCAACCUUUAGAUGAAAUCCGUUGCUAUUUUGGUGAAACGAUUGCUCUGUAUUUUGGCUUCUUGGAAUACUUCACAUUUGCUUUGGUUCCUAUGGCUCUCAUUGGGAUUCCUUACUAUGUGUUUGCAUGGGAAGACUAUGACAAGUAUGUGAUGUUUGCCUCAUUCAAUCUGCUUUGGUCUACCGUGAUCCUUGAAGUUUGGAAGCGCUGCUGUGCUAUUAUGACUUACAGAUGGGGGACACUGUUGAUGAAGCGGCAGUUUGAGGAACCGAGGCCAGGAUUUCAUGGGGUUUUGGGAAUCAAUGCUGUCACUGGCAAGGAGGAGCCGGUAUACUCAAGUAUUAAAAGACAGAUACGAAUUUAUCUGGUGUCUUUGCCAUUUGUGUGCCUUUGCCUCUAUUUUUCACUGUAUGUCAUGAUGAUUUACUUUGAGUUGGAGACUUGGGCUCUGGAUUUUCAUGAGGAGAAUGAGUCGUCUUAUAGCAACUUAAUGCUAUUUGUGCCCAGCAUCAUUUAUGCUAUUGUGAUUGAAAUGAUGAACCGCGUCUACCGAUAUGCUGCAGAAUUCCUAACAUCAUGGGAGAAUCAUAGACUGGAAUCAUCACAUCAGAAUCAUCUAAUUCUGAAGGUCUUAGUGUUCAACUUUUUAAACUGCUUUGCCUCCCUCUUCUACAUUGCUUUUGUCCUUUUUGAUAUGAAACUUCUGCGACAGAGCUUGGCUACUCUGCUGAUAACUUCACAGAUCCUUAAUCAAUUUGUAGAAGCUUUACUUCCUUACUGGCUCCAAAAGAGACAUAAUACGAAAGUGAAGAAAAGGGUGUACUCCGUAAAAGUGGAUACUGACCUUUCAUUAUUUGAGCAAGUCAACCUGGAAAAAGAAAUGGGCACCUAUCUUGGCACCUUUGAUGAUUACUUGGAGUUGUUCUUACAGUUUGGCUACGUGAGUCUUUUCUCAUGUGUGUAUCCUUUAGCAGCUGUCUUCGCAGUGCUAAACAACAUCACAGAGAUGUAUUCUGAUGCCUUAAAAAUGUGCAGGGUCUUCAAACGUCCAUUUUCACAACCCACAGCAAAUAUUGGAGUUUGGCAGUUGGCUUUUGAAACUAUGAGUGUUAUAUCAGUAGUUACUAACUGUGCACUGAUUGGAUUGUCUCCACAAGUAAAUGCACUUUUUCCAGAUUCAAAAACGGACCUUAUUUUGAUUGUGGUAUUGGCGGAGCAUAUUCUACUGGCAUUGAAGUUUGUCAUGGCGUUUGUGAUUCCUGAUAAACCACGGGAUAUCCAGAUAAAACUGGCCAGGUUGGAAUUUGAAUCUCUAGAAGCUCUCAAACAGCAGCAAAUGAAACUUGCAGCUGAGUCAUUGAAGGAGGAAACACAUGGAGAAAAGAAGAUGAACUGAGCAUUAGCAUGUGAACAUGCUUUUAAAGUAUUUACUGUAUUUGCACUCUACAAUGUAUUACUCAAUAGAUAGUAUCUAUUAUCUGUACUUGGUCAUCAAGACUGAUUGCUUGACACAAUGAAAAAUGGUUUCCCUUUUCCUUUUCCUCUUCAUUUCUUAUCGAGUAUUCAACAGUUGUCCAGUGAGACAGAAUAUAGAGCAUCACUCCAGUUUAUGCUAGGUCUGGUUGAAAUAUGUCAUAACCAACUGUACAUUAUAUCAAAAUUAUAUUAAACAGAUCUUUAAGAGUAGGUAUCCUGAUGCUAAAUGUAGUCGGGAUCUGCAGCUUGUCAAGAGAAGGUGUAUUAGAACUUAAUUUUUAGUGUACCAUUCCUUAUGCUUGUUAACCAUUUUUGUCCUUGUAGUAGAAUAGUUAAUCAUUUCCAAAGGCAUGUCUUUUUUCAAAGACAGCUUAUUAUACACUGUUCACAGCAUUUACUAGGAAAUUAAUCUACAUUUUGUUUAUUAUAUAGUGUGAUGUCUGAUUUUUUUCCAUAGAACCAAUCACAAAACUAGUUAUUUGGAAAUGUAUACUAUAAAAUGAGAUUACAAUAUGUUCAUUUUAUAAAGAAUCUCAAUUAAAUUAUUUUCAGAAGCUGUUAAGAAAGCAUUUGGCAUGAAACAGGGAUUGUUGAUUAGUAGUUUAUGAAGAUGAAUGGUGAUUGUGUAUUCUUUUAAUUCAGCAUUAACUCUGAUUACCAUUUGGUGGUUCUUCAGAACAAUAGUCCUGUAUUAAUGGAUCUUUUUUGUUAACUGAAAUGAUAGUAACAGAGCUAUUAAAAUGAACACUACAUG